Molecule: messenger RNA, 2609 nt
Organism: Melanotaenia boesemani (Boeseman's rainbowfish)
Lineage: Eukaryota; Metazoa; Chordata; Actinopteri; Atheriniformes; Melanotaeniidae
Gene: ddx31
Product: DEAD (Asp-Glu-Ala-Asp) box polypeptide 31
Exons: 21
Coding region: 95-2260 (721 amino acids)
Biological process (GO): ribosome biogenesis
Cellular component (GO): nucleus
Molecular function (GO): ATP binding; RNA helicase activity; nucleic acid binding
Source: RefSeq, a predicted model, not a curated record
UCCACAAUGUCAGCUGUGGAGGAGGCGGGGCUUGAGUGACGUUCCAGGAAGCUUCCCUCGUGUGUUUGUGUCCGGAUAAAUUCAUGGUGAAGUGAUGGCGUCUGCAGCAGACGAGCAGCUGUGUCUGAACAUUUGCAGCAGUGCGUCUUCAUCAUCAUCAUCUGCGUCCAACACGAGGAAACGUCUGACGGCUCAGCAGAGAUGGGCAGCAAAAGCAGCAAAGAAGAAGAGGCUCAGCUCCUCGGAGGAGGCGAAAUGCUCCUUUAAACAGAGACGGUGCCUUCCUCAUACAGAGGAGGAAGAGGAGGGUGCACCGCCUGCAGACCUGCAGGCUCAGCCCCCUGAAGUAACACACAGGACACCACAGAAGAAGAGAGACAAGAUGGAGGAGAAGAAGAAGGGUGUGAAGGAAACGGGGCACGGCAGCAUCAAGACUUCCUCUCUGUUCAAACACAACCCAGACAUCCCAGAAUUCCACAGACCAGCCGUUUCCCCGGUAACGGAGAAGGUGUUUACAUCCGACUCGUUUUCAGAGCUCCACUUGCAUCCCCACCUGGUGGCAACACUGAAUAAAGUCCUGAAUGUUUCCACUCUGACCAGCAUUCAGAAGCUGACCAUCCCUGCUCUUCUGUCGGGCCGAGAUGCCGUUGUUCGAUCUCAGACUGGUUCAGGUAAGACUCUGUCCUACGCUGUCCCGCUAGUUCAGAGUCUUCAGUCCAUUCAGCCGAAGAUCAGCAGGUCCGAUGGUCCUCUGGCUCUCGUCAUCGUCCCCACCAGAGAGCUCUCGCAGCAGACCUUCCAGACCUUCCAGAAACUCCUCAAGCCAUUUACCUGGAUCGUCCCAGGUGUACUGAUGGGAGGAGAGAAGAGGAAAGCGGAGAAAGCCAGGAUUCGUAAAGGAAUCAACAUCUUGGUGUCGACUCCUGGGCGUCUGGUGGAUCACAUCAAACACACCCUGAGCAUCGCCUUUAGCGCUGUCCGCUGGCUCAUCCUGGACGAGGCCGACAGGACGUUGGACCUGGGCUUUGAGAAGGAUCUGACCGUCAUAUUAAACAGUCUGAAUUCUACUGGACCGGCCCGACAGAACGUCCUGCUCUCUGCAACACUGACACAUGCUGUGACCCAGUUAGCAGAUGUCUGCUUAAAGGAUCCAGUCAGCAUCCAUGUUGCAGGUCCCGCCUCCUCAUCGGUAACCUCUGACCCCACACCCAACAGCCAAUCAGAGAGCUUUGCCAUGCCCGAAGCGCUGAAGCAGUUUGUGGUGGUGGCUCCCAGUAAGAUCCGACUGGUCUGCCUGGCUGCCUUCAUACUGGACAAGUGCAAGUUUUCUCAGAACAACAAAGUCAUUGUCUUCGUGUCGAGCUGCGAGGUUGCCGAGUUCCUCCACUUUCUCUUCACCUGCGUCCUCUCUGAGACCUCGGCCAGUCACAAGAUCCGGUUCUUGCGUCUCCAUGGCAACAUGAAGCAAGAGGAACGCUCAGAGGUCUUUGAGGAGUUUUCAGCUGCUGGUUCUGGAGUCCUGCUGUGUACGGACGUAGCAGCCAGAGGUCUGGACCUUCCUCAGGUCACCUGGAUUAUUCAGUACACUCCUCCAGCAUCAGCAGCUGAGUAUGUUCACCGGGUCGGACGGACGGCUCGUAUUGGAGGAAGAGGAAGCAGUCUCCUCUUUCUCACACCUGCUGAGACGACUUUCAUCAGCGAGUUGGCCAAUCACAAUAUCAGCCUAUCAGAGAUGAAGGUACUCGACAUGCUAUCCUGCUUGAUGAUGGAUGACACUUAUAAGGGGCGAGGCAAGUACCACAGCAAGAGUUCAUCCAAAGCUCUGGAGCAGGAAGUCCGCGAACGCGCCACCGUCCUCCAAACGGAGUUCGAGAACUUCGUCCACGCAGAUGCUCAGACUCUGCAGGCCGCCAAGAAAGCGCUGCAGUCCUUCCUGCGGGCAUACACCACCUACCCCGCUCACCUCAAACACAUUUUCCACAUUCGCUCACUCCACCUGGGACACGCCGCAAAGAGCUUUGGCCUCAGAGAUGCUCCACGAGGCCUGACCUCCACCGGGGGACCCUGGACCAGGACCAAGCCGCAAAAGAAGCCUGACAGGAAUCCAGCCAAGAACCAGAAAGCUGGAAAGAAAAGGUUUCAUCUGGGUCAGAGGGAGGCCCGGCUGUUCCGCUCCGAGUUUUCCAGCGGGUUGGAGGAAGGCAACGCCACGAAGAGAAAGAAGAAGAUAGCCGGUGGAUCCAAGGAGGAGGAGGAAUGACGAGGUCCGGCAUGUUAACUCUGAUGUUAACAUUCAGAGGGAUUCCCUGAUGAGUCACCUGGAAAACUUGGGAGAAACCAAUCGCAUGCUGGAGCAGCAGUCCGGCCGAAGACGAUGCUGAGCGAAGAUGGACAUAAGUCACGUGAUCUGGAACAAAAAGUCUCAGAAAACAUCAGAAACAGCAUUUCCUGAACUCACCGAGGGCCAGUGGAGAGUCUGAUCUGUAGUCUUAAUUAGACUGUAAUGAUUUAAUGAUGACGGGAAGGAGACCUGAGUCCUGGUCCGGAGGUGGCACCUCUGACAGGACCACUAUUUUAUCUCUGAUGUCCCAUUAAAUCCUUUCAACUUG